UAAUUCAUUCGCAGGUUGCAGGAAUAGUCAGGGCAAAGCAAAAAAACUGAAGUUUAGAGCAGUUUUAGCAAUGGUUAACCUUUAUGUUCUCCGCAGUACUCUCAUUGGUAUUUUGGGUCUCGCUGUAAUGCCAGAAGUAUUGGGGUCAACAGGAGCACCGUAUUUCAUCAAGGAGCCGAGAGACACGUAUGCGCAGCGGGGUAAAUCCGCUGUCCUGGACUGUUUGGUAGGCGGAAACCUUAAGGCCGCUAUAGCAUGGAGGAGAAAUGGUAUUGUACUCGAUUUAUCGCAAGAUGACCGGAGAAUGAUAAGGCCGGACGGGUCUUUGUAUUUUUCGAAAGUUAAUCAUAACACUACUGAAAAUUCAGAUGAAGGAAUCUACCAGUGCGAGGCGUUAACACGUAAUGACAUGGAUCUAGAUUUCCAGAUUUUGAGCAGAACUGCUCGUCUCGUUGUUGCUGAAAUUUCAUCCAAGGUGGCUGUUACUCCAUCCAAAUUACAAGUUUCAUUUGGAGACACAUCAAGGUUUUAUUGCAACGUAAACGAUUCAACACCGAAAGCCGUUGUUAGAUGGAGAAAGCUUGGAGAAAAUAACUUCAUUGAGUCUAGAGGACGUUUUACAACAACUUCCGAUGGAGCCUUACAGAUCGCCGAGAGCAGUUUUAAUGACCAAGGAGACUAUGAAUGUACGGCAGAAAAUACUGUGACUAAAACGAGUUACACGAGUACAAUCACAGCGUCACUUAAAGUCAUAACGGAUAGCGAGUUUCCUCGAGGUCCAACUGUUUCCGUCACAUCUGACGAGAGAAGAGUCAUCGCUGGAGAUAUUUUCAUACUCGAAUGCAUUGCAAACGGAUUUCCUAAGCCAAGAGUCACAUGGCUAUUAGAUGGGUUGCCUGUGGUGCUCGGGAGUGGUUAUUCUGUUGUUGGGGAGAACAACCUUAUGAUUGAAUCAGUAACUGAGGAACAGGCAGGAACAUACACCUGUCGCGCAAUUUCACGAAACGGCAUUAAAGAAGCUUCAAUCAAGCUAGAAGUACAUCAUCCCCCUGUAUUCAUCAAGAAACCAAAUAAUGUCCAUGCUUACUCCGAUUCCAAUGCACUGUUUGAAUGCUUUGCUGACGGAAUACCCAAACCGGUUAUCACAUGGAGUCGAAAUGGAGACGUGAUUGAGGAAUCUUAUUUCAACGAUAUUGGAGACGGAUACUUGCUGGUCAAGAUGCUUGUGCUGUCCGACAUGGGACCUUAUCAGUGCUUUGCAGAAAACUACUUGGGAAAAAUACAGGCCACUGCAGAACUUAACGUUUACAUGGAAGGCCAACCUCUUCCAUCAAUACAUACCACAACUGCCCCUAAUGCAGAGACUCCAGAUAGCACACCUGGCUCGUUUGCCGCUGGAGCUGAAAGUACCACUUUUGGCCCAGUCACCACAUCAACAUCAGAUCUUUCAUCGAAAUCACAUCCUACGCUGGUCCCUAAAACAACUACCACUUUAGAUACCGAGGGUACCCUAAAUACCGCAGCCACCCCAGUUACCUCAGCAACUUUUCAUACAACAGUGACUUCAGCCACAAAACAAACUUUAAAAACUGUUUCAAUCCUGAAGACUACUGCUGCUUCCGAUAGGACAACAGCCCUUGAUAGCAUUACCACUGAAGAUACCACAACAGCCCUUGACUCCGAAAGUUCCCAACCUACCUCGUCGAUCAGAGCUACCACAGCGUCUCCGGAUGAUUCGACAUCAACAUUUCAUCAUUCUUCAGUCGGAGAAAGUACCACUGCUUCAGGUGAUAAAACAGCUCCUUACACUAGUGCUACUUUACCUGCCACAGAAACUUCUGAUGCCACAUCAGCAGUCACCGCAGAUACCAGACCCAACUUAGCUGCUUCUCCAACCUUAGGUAACAACGCUAAAGAUCCUGAUACACUAACGACCCUAGAUCCUACUACAGUCACAGGUACAACUGAUGCUUCGGGUUCUGCCACUGCCAAAGCUGCCCCUGAUAUCACAUCAGCAGCUGCCACGGACACCACAGCUACCCCUUUUACCAUUUCUACUGCAGAGAGCAAAGUUUCCAUAAGUAGCACGUCAACCCAAGAUUCAAAAUUAACUUCUAAGUUGGCGUCAACCUCAGAUAACGCUUCAGUCACGAAUGCUGUUUCUUCUUCAGACACUUCAACAAGCUCUGAUAACUUUAACCCCUAUACCAUAGAAACCUCAGUCACCACAUCAGCAAUAACCCCAGUUACAGCAGUCCCAGGGUCAACCGCUUCCACUACUGUUUCAAAUACAGCGCCAAUCUCAAAUACCGAUGCUGUAGUGAGCAUCUCUUCCAUUCCAGACACUACUGCUGAUUCAUCAGAAGUAGCAGGUAUCGUUCCAACAACUUUCCCUCGCAGUAGCGCAGAAUUCUCAGAUACCACAACAACUUCAGCUAUCACAACAACCGUGGAAACUAAAGAGACACGGAAAAUUACAAUGGUUUCAGAUACUUCAGCGAUUCCACACGCCACAACAUCUGUCUCAGAUACUAAGAUAGCCCAGAAUACCGCAUCACCAUCGUACACCACGGCAGAGCCACACAUGACAACACCCUUAGAGACCUCAACGAAUACAGAUAUAACAUUAGCUUCAGAGACUACAACGGUGCCAGUUACCGAGUCAAUCUCAGAUAUUUCAACAGCCGAAGUUAUAACAGCAACAUCAGAUUCUACCCCAGCUUCAGAUAGUACAGUUGCUGUACUCAUGACAGUAAUCCAAGGUAUCUCUGAAACCCCAGCUUCCACGGCAAUGGUGGAUUCCACAAGAGCUUCAGCGCCCACAGAUUCCACAAAACAUCCAUAUUUUUCAGCUGCGAAAGAUGCUGCACCAACAGUAGAGGCUACAACUACGAAGACUGUCACUGUGGCAAAUCAAUACGCCACAGCAGUACGAGAAGUCAUAACAACAUCGGACGCCACAGAACCUCCUUACAACCCAACUAGAGAAAUCACUAGUUUCCCAGACGUCACCUCAGACUUUACAACUCCUCUGCUUAUCACAACAGCACCAGAUGUCCAGCAUCGAGACGAACUGCCAACCAUUGUCAGAGAAAAAACCGUAAGAGAAGGCUCGAUAAAGGUCAUCAAAUGCAUAGCAACAGCAAUCCACAAACCUGACGUAGACUGGUACAGAAACGGCAAGAAGCUGCCUACGAUGAAGUGUUCCAAUUUAAGUGAUGUCAGAUGCCAGGGAAUUGCGUAUGAAGUUUACGAAGAGCCUAAAGAACGCAAGUUUCGGGGAAAGAAUACUAGGACUAUAAAAGUUCUUAAAAUACGAAGUGCAGUAUACUCAAGAGAUCAAGGAAAAUUUGAAUGUGUUGCAACAAACGGUCACGCCCAACCUGCAAAAUUAAUCAUCAAUCUAAACGUCUUAGCUCCGCCCAGAUUAAUACAAAAACCAUACAAGGUGCUCAGUGGUAACGGCAAGGGGUCGAAAGUGUCUUGUGUGGUGAACAAAGGGAAUCCUCUGCCAACAUUCAAGUGGGAAUAUCAAAACAUGGAUUGUUUCACUUUGAACACAAGCGCUUGUGAGCCAGUUGAAAGUCAAUGGAUGCCCGUACCUGAAAGUCUACUUAUGUCUCCUCCAAACUUACCGAUAAAAAAGAGUGUGGUCAAAGUUCAAAGUAAUCAACCAACUGCGAGCUUCAGAUGUCUGGCGUCUAAUAAACUGGGAAGUGAUUUUCAUAUCAUCAAACUUGUUCGAAGUGAACCCUUGGCCUUUGUUAAAAAACCACAGAAUAUUUUAAAAGGAUACCUGGGCAAAGAAAUACUGAUAAAUUGUUCCACCAAUGACCAAGAUGCUACAGUGUCCCUUUUUUACAGGCGCCAUCCCUUUGUGGCCUUUGCCGAACUGAAGCCAGAAGAAAAAAAACUUUUAAAGAAAGGACAGGCGUUCGAACUUCUCAACGUCGGUUUAAGAGAUGCUGGAUUCUACAUCUGCGAGGCUAAAAACGAAGCAAAUGACAAGAUUCGGUGGCCUCCGGGAACAGGAUAUUUGAUUAUUAAUGAAGAACCGUUAGAAUUUCUCGACCAGUCACCAGUAAUCAUACGAGGAUAUCUGAGCCAGAAUGUAGUCAUUAACUGUUCGACAAAUGAUCGGGAAGCAACAGUGUCUCUUCUAUACAAACAGCAUCCGCUUGCUUCCUUCCAUGAGCUGAAUCUUAGAGAAAAUAAACUAUUGAGGAAAGGAAAAGUUUUUACUCUUCUAAAUGUUGAACGCAGAGAUGCUGGAAUAUAUUCCUGCCAGGCGAGUAAUCGGGGUGGUUGGAACAUUCGAUGGCCACAUGGCAGAGGAUAUUUGAUUCCUAUUCGAGGUGGAUUACCAAAUCACUUCGUUUUAAGGCCUAAAACAGCUGUUACUGUACGACAAGGACAACAAGUAACUAUUACUUGUGAAUCAGAGGGUGUGUCAGAAACCAAACUACAGUGGGUAAAACAAACCAACAAAGAGGAUGUUUCUGUCCCAAGUAACCUUGUUACUGUUGAUAAGGACAGGUCCACAAAUCAAGUUAGAGCCAUCCUUAAGAUCUCAAAUGUUCAGCCAGAAGAUGCUGGUGUUUACAAAUGUGUGUUGAGGGUGUUUGACAAGACAGACCACAAGAUGACGUCAUUACAUGUUAGAGAACCAUUAACUUUCCUCGUCAAACCAAAUGUGAUUUUGCACGGAUACCAGGGCCGGAGGUUGAUGAUAAACUGUUCCACUAACGACAGAAAUGCUACAGCAUCUCUUUAUUACAGACGCCAUCCCCUGGCACCUUUUAGGGAGAGAAAAAUCGACGCAAAGAAGCUUAUGUUAAAGGGUCAAGUGUUUACACUUCUGAAUUUAAGUCAAAAGGACCAGGGAUUGUAUGCUUGUGAGGCCAAAACUGAGGAAAAUGAGAUUAUUCGCUGGCCAUCUGGACGAGGUUAUUUAAUCGUCAGCCAAGCUCGACUCCCUGACUAUUUUGAAUUGGAACCAGCCAAUCCAAUCAAAGUGUCGACAGGCGGAAGCACAAAUGUCACGUGUGAAUCAGAAGGCGUGUCAGUGACUCAGCUGCAAUGGAAGAAAGGAGAUAUCAGUAAUGGUGGUGCGUCAGUCCAGGAUAGAAUGGUCAGUAUAGUGAAAGACAAGUCCACCAACCGGGUGCAAGCUGUCCUAAGGAUAACAAACGCUCAAAUGGAGGACAGCGGAGUCUACCAAUGUGUGCUAAGGGUAUUUGAAAAGACGAAUAUGAAGUCUGUUGAGAUCACGGUUAGCAACAACUGAAAAUGGUGAAAUGACAGUGGCCGUCUCCUUAGCUCGUCUGGUCCCAAACUCAUUUUCUAAGUGUCGUAAAGAUCUCUGAAGUCUAAUACGAAGUUGGCUCUAAAAGUCUGGUAGACAUAAUCUUAAGCUAGCUUUAAGUUCGAUGGAUUACCUUUAUAACUACAACCUGCGGAUAUACCCAUAUUAUCAGCCUUGAGACCUGCAAUGGAUUUAACACUAAUUAACAAUUAUUCGCCGAAGGCGAGGUGAAUAUUGUCGAAUAAUCCCCGAGACAAAGUCG
Molecule: messenger RNA, 5567 nt
Organism: Stylophora pistillata
Lineage: Eukaryota; Metazoa; Cnidaria; Anthozoa; Scleractinia; Pocilloporidae
Biological process (GO): homophilic cell-cell adhesion
Cellular component (GO): plasma membrane
Source: RefSeq, a predicted model, not a curated record